Grosmannia clavigera kw1407 is the source of this 2985-nucleotide messenger RNA. Its product is annotated as gamma-tubulin complex component. Gene Ontology annotation, molecular function: gamma-tubulin binding; microtubule minus-end binding. The transcript is spliced from 2 exons. The coding region runs from base 1 to 2985 and encodes 994 amino acids. The record is from RefSeq and is a predicted model, not a curated record. Gene Ontology annotation, cellular component: gamma-tubulin complex; spindle pole; equatorial microtubule organizing center. Gene Ontology annotation, biological process: spindle assembly; cytoplasmic microtubule organization; meiotic cell cycle. Lineage: Eukaryota; Fungi; Ascomycota; Sordariomycetes; Ophiostomatales; Ophiostomataceae.
AUGGCAGACGGCGGCACAUCCGAGCUUUUCGCCAUUCCCGACUUUUGGAAGUCGUCUACUUGGCAACAGGAGCUCGGUCUGGCCGAUGCUUCCGACGAGACGCCAGAUGGUUUUUUUCAUCUCAAGAUCGGUGAAAGCGAUGCGAUCACGCUGUUUCUCGGACAGGACGAGCCGCCCGAUGACGACCGAGAGAGCACGUUCUUUCAGAUCCCGGCCCUGCUCCGAGAGCUGCAGCCACCAGUUGAGGCAAACGAAGACGACUCGACACAGCAGCCAUUGGCUGUCGUAAAGUUGGCCCUGGAACCCCCUUCUGCCGGCAAUGACGACGACGAUAGUGACCUGUGGCUCUAUCCCGACGAAUACCUCCUCCCGUCCGUCCCCGGAUACAAGUCUUGGACGUCGUUUGCACACGCAGACAGCCGGAAUCUGGUCUCGAUCCCUGUUUUGGCGUCAGAGCAAGGGCCUGCGUUUCUGGAUGCUCUCGUGCUCUCGGACGACAAUCUCCUCGGGCUCAAAGUGACAGGUGGUGGCGACAGCCUCGUCGUGGAUCCGCGUGGAUACUGCAGCUGUCUGCUGGCAUUGGCUCUGGGCCGUGCAUCUGUCCUGUUUUCGUGGGACGACGACCGGCGAUGCUUCGUCGCUCUGCAUUCGUCACCCCGGAUAUCUGGCUUCACCGGACCCAUUCUCCGCAGUGUGGAGCGGACGUGUCUGGAGUGUGGCACCUACAGCCGAUCGCUGCGGGCCUUUGUCGACGUCUCGUUCACGUCGGCCACAUCGGCCACGCCGUCUCGUGCCGCGCUAGCUCGCGCAGUCGACCGCCUGCUCCUGACCAUCCAGAGUGAGCUCGGCGUGCGUGGCCAGCGGUCCCGAUCCGUCCUGCAACUGCAGGCCCUCAUCCGACCCGUCGCCGCUGUUGUCAGGUACAUGCGCGGACUCGUCGUCCAGCUCUCGCGCUGCUCGGCCGACGACGGGAUCCUGCUGGCCACGCUUUUCCAGGAGGCCCAGUCCAUGGAGCACAGCGCUCCACUCCUGCGCGAGGUCGCCAAGCAGGUCCUCCAGAUCGUGUCCGAGCCCUGGCUCGGCUUUGUCGGUCGCUGGAUCGGCCUGGACCCCCGGAGCAAGAACACCAUGUGGGCCGGCCAGUUCGAGAGCAAGGCCUUUGUUCGCCACGGCGACCGCGUCUGGAUCGACGACACCGGCGCCGAGCAGGCCGAGCCAGACUACUUCUUGGACGCCGACAAGAUGCCGGCCUUUAUCCCCGACGAGAUGGCCCAGGCCCUGUUUGAGACCGGCCGCAACCUGCGCUUCCUGUGGACCAAUCACCCGGAACACGCCCUCUCGGACCCGGCCACCUUCGCCCGCGCUGGGCCCCCACCGCUACGCUGGCAGUUCGACUGGGAGCCCGUCCUGGAGGCCGAACGUGUGGCCGAUGCGUACGAACUGGCCGUAGCCGUGGCCAUUGCCACACACCAGCGGCGACGACCAACGUUUCAGCUGUCUCAGGCGCGGCAGCCGCCGACGAGCUUCGAGAUCGGCUGGAGCCUGCCGUCUCUGGAGCUGCAGUUCUUUGGGAAGGACAAUGACCAGAUCGCCAGUGGCAUUGAGGCGUCCAUGGCCACGCUGGACGGUCCUGUUGCACAUGCUGCCGACGACGGUCUGACCACGAUUCUCCGACAGCGGCUCUUUGACGACUACGACAACGACAACAGCAAUGCGGAGACGCUGGUGCUGGACGAGUUUUGCCCGCACUGGUCGCUGCUGCCGCUGCUCUCGUUUGGGCCUGUCAUGGCGGCCCAGGCGCGACUCGUCAGCCGCGCGUGCAUGCAGCUGCUCUUUGGCGCACACGACGUCCGGAAGCACCUCCGGCUGCAGCGUGAGUUCCAGCUGCUCGGCAAUGGCGUCUUCUGCAGCCGGCUGUCGCACGCACUCUUCGACCCCGACCUGGCCGGGGCGGAGGCGAGGACGGGCGUACAGCUGUCGAGCGGCGGUCUGGGCCUGCGGUUGUCAAACCGCGACAGUUGGCCGCCUGCCAGCUCGGAGCUCCGGCUGGCCCUCCUGGGCGUGCUCGUGGAGAGCUACCAGGACGGCAGGAACAGAAAGGGCGGAAAGGACAAGAUGCCGGGAGAUCUGAGCUUUGCGGUGCGUGAUUUGUCAGCGGAGGAGAUGGACCGCUGCAUGGACGCAGACUCGCUGGAAGCGCUGGACUUUCUGCGGCUGUCCUACAAGCCACCAUUGGCGCUGCUGUCGGUGAUGACACCAGCGAUCCUGGUCAAGUACGACCGUGUCUUCAGGCUGCUGCUGCGGGUGUUGCGCAUGUACUACGUGGUCAACCAGCUCAGCCGGGAGACGUCUGUGCGCAGGGCUACGGCCGCAGCAACGGCAACGGCUACAGUAGGCGGCAGCUUGCAGUCGCCCGACGAUAGCGUGGCGACGCGCUUCCGCUUCGAGGCACGCCACUUUGUGUCCAGCGUGAUGGCGUACUUUCUGGACACCGGAGUGGGGACGCCGUGGCAGGCGUUUGAUCACUGGCUCGACGACGUGCAGGCCGGCUUGGACGGCUUGGACGAAGGCGAAGGCGAAGGCGAGUCGAAUGCGACAAAGCACGUGAUCAGCCCCGAGCGGCUGCGAGAGCGCCACGAGCAGACGGUCGACGAGGUGAUGGCGGCGCUAUUUCUGCGCAAGAGACAGCAGCCGCUGCUCGAGCUGCUCGAGACCAUCUUCGGACUGAUCCUGGACUUUGCCAAGCUGUCGCGCAGCCGGGCGUCCGACCAGACAGGCCUGCAGCAGCAGACGGUCAGGCUCCACGCCGACUUCCGCAAGAAGCUGGCCGUCUUCCUCACCGUCUGUCGCGGCCUUGGCGAGAAGCAGGCAGACAGUGCGGCCCGACGGACCCAGCAGCUGCCCCAGCAGUCAGGCCCCUCUCUCGCCGGCCUGCUGCUGAUGCUGGACUACAACGGCGCCUUUUCAGGCUCGCCUGGGCGGUGA